GUAAACAAUAAGCUGGUCUGAGGAUCUCUCCUGCUGCCCCCAGUACCUCAAAGCACCCCGAUACCUGAGCCGCCCAGUCUGAUGACCCUCCGCCGGCCGUGGCUGCAUCCUGCCUGCACACAGCCGCCUGAUAUGUCCCUGGAUGCGGGGGCCGACCUUGUGCACUGUAACAGCCCCUCUCUGCGCUGCCAGGACCCCGCCAGUGGCCCCCAAUAAUAGAGGGAGCUGGGGGGACCUAGAUGGGGGUGCUGACCUCAGUGCUUGCUGCCUUGGAGAGAUAUCUGUGCCUACCAUUGAAAAUUGGACCAGUCAACCAGUACCAUGAAAUUCAUUGGCCUCUUGGAAAGCCAACGUCUUGCAUCACAGCUAGAGAAUGGCCUCCAGUCAGAAACCACCAAAUGGAAGGUUCCUUCCUUUCAAGGAUCCACCAUCAAGGGCACAGAUAUCUCUCCAUCGCUGUAUGAGCAGGCUGUGCUGUGGAUUGAAGAAUUAAGGUCACUCUUCCACUUUUAUCCGGAGACCUUUUUCUUGGCAGUCAACAUUCUUAACCGCAUUUUGGCAUCUGUGAAGGCCCAGGCAAAGUACCUUCGAUGUAUCUCUGUGACGUGUUUGUACCUUGCAGCCAAAGCCAAUGAGGAACGUGAGGUAAUACCAUUGGUGAAGGAUCUUGUAGAACAGAGUGAGUGCAUGUGUUCAUCUGCUGAGAUCUUGAGGAUGGAAAGACUUAUACUGGAUAAACUGCAGUGGGAUCUGUACAUGGCUACACCAGUGGACUUCCUUAACAUUGUAAGAAUAUGCAACUCAUAGGAGCAGUUUAUUAAAUACAACAGGAACACAUAUGCACAUGUCUGCUAAUGCCAAAUAAGGUCUAUGUUGUUGAAACUAUUUACCAGUCACCAAAUUAGUCUGAUGGUAAAAGAAAAGUGACUUUAUUUUUCU
Messenger RNA from Pelobates fuscus (common spadefoot toad), 939 nucleotides. RefSeq names its product cyclin I family member 2 (gene CCNI2). The transcript has 5 exons. Gene Ontology annotation, molecular function: cyclin-dependent protein serine/threonine kinase regulator activity. Lineage: Eukaryota; Metazoa; Chordata; Amphibia; Anura; Pelobatidae. Gene Ontology annotation, biological process: mitotic cell cycle phase transition; regulation of cyclin-dependent protein serine/threonine kinase activity. The record is from RefSeq and is a predicted model, not a curated record. Gene Ontology annotation, cellular component: nucleus; cyclin-dependent protein kinase holoenzyme complex; cytoplasm. The coding region runs from base 322 to 807 and encodes 161 amino acids.